AUCCAACAACUCAGUGUAAGCAAGGGCAAUAUUUGCAUUGUCCUGAAAACUGGAAGUUUCUACGUGGAAAACACUACAACCCACAGGCAUGGAAGGGUCCAGCUGUGACCUGCUUAGCUGGGACACAACCUGCAUAACCUUCUCUGUUUCUCAUUGCUGAAUGUCUUAUUCCUCUCUUUGGUGCUGCUGCUCCAGCUCUUUGCAGCAGCAGAGGUGUUGCUGUCUCCCUGCAGCAUGACUCCCCGGGAGCACAUGAGGAAGAUGUCCAUGCUGGGGGAGCAGGGAUCACUGGAGGAGAAGCACCUGUACCGGCUGGCAGGCGGCAUGGCAGCAGGAGAACUGCGGCAGCGGCAGGAGAUGCUGAUGAGGAACCAGCUGAUGGCAGUAAACCCGCAGCUGAUGGGGCCGGGCCAGCAGAGGAUGCAGGCGAUCCCCGCCCAGUUUGAGCCGCGGCUGGUGGACAGAGAUCUGCUACCUUCAAAUGAAAUGAUGGCUGCAGCUGACCCCAGACAAAUGCACAUAGCAUCCCACCUGGGACCCACAGUCCCACAGCACCCCAACAUGCCAAACCUGCUGUCCAACCGUGUCUACCCAGGCCCAGGAUACAGCUUUCUGCAACCAGAAUCCAUGGAAGCUGUGGCCAGAAGACAAGAACUGGUUCAAAAGCAAAAUAUUGCCAGAAUGGAAAUGGAGAUGAGUGCUAUUUUGCAGCAGAAGGAAAUGGAGAAAGCCCAUCGGAAAGGACUCCUGGGCCUGGAAGCCCCUUUCCUUUACCACGGGAUGCCAGCGAGUCCCAUUGCUUUCCGUGGCAGGCACAGGCUCCCUGAAGGGCACCUUGCCAACGACCUGUAUGUCCAUCGAACCACCCUGGAUGAGAUCCAUGGCAACAGCAUGCUGAUGGCAAGCAGCCCGUACCCGCCAGUCACCACCCUGCAGAGGGAGAGGGGGCGUCGCCCAGGGAGAAGAGCUGGAAAUCACAAAACUGCCGAGGGCAGUGCCAACGGCACAAAGAACCAGGCAGAUGACAAAUCCACAGACUCCGCCUCAGCUGCAAUGGAAGAUGAGAAAGAAGACAAGAAGGAAGUAGAGGUGGAGGCACCAAACAAACACGAGCAGAGCAAAGCCCAGACUGAGCCAGCUGUAGUUGCCAAGAACUGCAAAGAGUUUGAACAAGGCUUGAGAAAAAACUGUGCUACUCAUGAAAUUCCUACUGAAACCACCAGCUGCAGCAACACAAAUGAGAAGGAAGCCAACAGCUCCUGUGCUGCUUUUGAGGACAAGUACCUGUACCCUUCUGCAAUCCCAUUCUCAGCAUUACCAUAUGGAUUUCCAGUGCCCAACAACCCACUGCUACCUUCAGGAGCCCAUGGACUGAUCCUGAAUGGAGAAGAUGUUUCUUCUGUCGAAGACAUUCGCAAGUGGACAGUGGAUGAUGUGCACAACUUCAUUGUCAGCCUCCCAGGCUGCUCAGAUUAUGCCCAGAUAUUUAAAGACCAUGCAAUUGAUGGAGAAACCCUUCCACUGCUAACAGAGGAACAUCUCCUGGAUACAAUGGGAUUAAAACUCGGACCAGCAUUAAAAAUCCGCUCUCAGGUGUCCCGACGUCUGGGCAAUGUGUUCUACAUGAUGAAUGUCCCUCUGUCCGUGCCCCUGCCUCCUGCUCCAGGGAAACCCUCAGAGCAGCCCUCUGACAUGGCCUCCCCUCUGCACUGCAACAGCAGCGGUGACGCCCUGGACAGUCCCUGCUCCCAGGACCCAGAAACUUCCCAAGCAGUGGAACAGAUGGCUUCAGAAAGCAGGGAAAAUCCAUGUGACACAGCUGGAUCCCAGGCUGAGUUCCAGAUGAUUGCUUUCCAGAAAAGUUGAGCUAAGUCCAGGACACAACCUGUUUUUAAUAAUCGAGGAACCUCUAGUUACAAAGUGUUUGAGAGGAAGCUACAGCCUGAAACCUCUGUAAGGCUGGGGCUGAAGGAAAUAAGUUGCCAAUGCAGCAUGGGGAAGUGUUGUAUCUGAAAGGCAUUCAGAAGUGCAGCUACAGGUUAGUGCAAUUACUUUCAAGUGCAAUUCAUUGAAAAGAAUACCAGUAGAGUUAACAGGUAAAUUGAUUUUUUCACUGAACUCCAGGGUUAUCACUGAAAGCUGUCAGAGACUCAGAGUGCACUGUACAUGUGUUCCAGUGGGCAACUGAGAAACUAUAUGGAAAGGUCACAGCUUCCAAACAUAGCUGACUUCUGCUUCUGUUGAACAAAACUUAUACAGAACAUUCACAUGGAAUUCAUUGGGACAGUAUGGAACUGCCUACAGAAUAGAGAGACAUAUACCCUAGACUCAGCAAUUUGAGUUAAUCCAUUGCUGCUCCAGAACUAAGCCUUUCUAAGUGCCUGGCAAAGACAUACAGCUUAUAAAGAUACACAGAUUGAACAUGAAAAUACCAUGUGUGACAGCAAUUUUAAUUAUUCCAAGGCACUCUUAUCACCAGGGCUGGAAUUUGCUUUUGUGACUGCAAGCUGCAAUGAGUCACCAGCCUCAGCCACUAAGGCCAGUCACUGGAACAGUGACAUUCCCUGCAGACAGCAGGCUCAAACCACCUGGUUCCUGCCAGCCUCUGCCAGAGCACCCUUCCCACUGGCUCACCUGGGCAAGCCAUGGAAAGCCCUUCCCUCAGGGGGAAGCACAUUCAGUGUUCUUCACUUUGGAAGAGGCCAUCAGUUUAGCCUCAGAGCUCCCUGUUCUCUGGAAGAAAUAUGGUUUCUCCUCCCUUCUGCUACAGAGGAGUCAUUAUCUCACAGCAAACAAGGACAUGAAAUGGAGCUUUUAACUGAGGACAAAUCCCCAACAUUUACUGUGAUUCCUGUGUGACUUAUCCUUGUUCCCUUUUUAGGGGUUUGGUCCUAUACUGGUUUUCCAUGCAGACUCUGGAAGUCAGUACACUUCCACUCUCCCCCCUAAAGAACUCUUCUUUACUCCAGAGGACACACAAAUAUCUUUGACAAAAUCUAGUUCUAAAACUGAGGGUUGAUAGAUUGUGGACCUCCUGUGUGUUGCUAUUUUAUAUUCUCUCCCCCUAGUUUUAGUUUGUGUGGCCUCAAGUACUGAAACCCCAAGAGGUGUGAAGCUGUUUAGAUGGUGAGUGGCUAAACACGAGGAGGGGAAGUAUUUCCAUAUUCUAUUUUUUUACUUUAGCCAGAGAUAAAUUGUUUUAUGUCUUUGUUAUAUUUGUGCACUAGAUACGUGUGAUUAGAUGUUUGCAACAGCAACCUCGAAUGUCCAUCUUACCAUACUGUCCAAACUUUGCAGCCUUUGGAAAAAUGGCAAAUAUCUAUAUUCUUUUUAGCAUAUGAAAACAAUCCCUAACUUAUCUUUUGUACAAUUGACAAUCAUGUUUACAGUGUCAUUUAUCUGAUUAAACAGAGUUAAUGACUUGGUUUUCUAAUGGCAUCCUAUCUCCUCUCUGUGUGAAAUAUUCGACUCAAUGCACAUGAGACCUUCUCCACCCUGGAAGAGGAAUCUCUGACACUGUUCAGGGGAAUCAGGCCAGGAGAUGUCGCUGCAAAGCCACUCGGUCACCUGCUGCGCCUCCGAAGGGAAACGCAGCACACCUGAAACACCGGGGACAUGUUAAGGGCGACGAUAUGAAGAAACUUUGCUUGUUUUUCUAAAGUGACAGCAGAAAAGCUUGACUUCAAGUCCCAUAUGGGAGGAAGGAUUGAGAUGUGGUUCUGAAGGGUGUGAUUAUUUUUGUAAAUGGGUCAGACAAUGCCAAAAUCUGAGCAAGUUGGGAUGAAAAGUUUGCAGUCUUGCAUUACUUCUGCAAUUAAAAAAAAAAACAAAAACCACCAAACAUAAGGUCCUUCCUUUGCUCAUACUGCCCAAAAUGACAAAAGGAAUUACUUCGUAGCUUCCUAUACUGGGGGAGAUGUGCUGCAACAGCCAAAAUGCAAUAAGCCCUGAACAGUAAACAGCUGUGAAGUGAAAUAGGAAGGAAAGGGAUUUACCUAAACAGACAUAAUAGAUUCUAUUUCUAAUGGAGGAAAUACCACUGGUAAUGAAUGUUUCCUCUCCUACAAACACUUCUGAGAAAAUGAAAAUAACAGGUAAAAAUAAUUUAAAAGUACACAGAAUCAGUAGACAGACCAGUAUUUCCACAGGUUGAUGUGUUUUCAGGAAUUGUGUUUAUAUAUAAACAUUGAGGCCUUACUGAUUCUCAUGUUCUUUUUGGACAUUUAUUGUUUAUUCCACCUGCAAGGGGGUUCAGGUAUCAUUCACAAGUACCUAAGAAAGGUGGCAGAACUCUGCCUCCUAAUAACUUUCUGGUGCCUGUGCCACCACUGCAUUCAUUUUUUCUGCAACGCAACUAAAAUUACAGUGGGAUGCAGAUGAUGUGUUUUAAUUCAUGUUGCAUCAUUAGAAAUGUUUCAUUUACCAUCUAUUGCUGUAUUAGUCCAUAGCAGUGAUGCAGUUAACAAAGAGAAUGUUUUUAUGAGGUUGUAGAAGUUCUUAAUUUUGUCUGUAUCUACAGUAAAUGUGUAGGCUCCUAGGGAAAGAGACUUCAAUUUUUAAUUUUUUUUUUUAAUAGUGCCAAUGUUAAAGACAAGAUUAAUAAAAAGGUAUAACAAACAUAAUGCAAAAUGGUCCUGUAUCAUAAAUAACAGAUUUAAGAAAAUCCUGAAGAGGAAGAAAUGGCUUGUCUUUCCUACAACAACCUGGGUUUCUGGUCUUAUGUAGGUUGCAGAUGAUGAUGACGUGGAAUACAAACUCACAUGGACCUAAAUAGAUAAUUCUCUGAUCAAUUUCCCAGGUGAAGAUUCUCUAAAAAAUUCCUAAUAAUUCCUAAAACUUCCUAAUCUCUAAUAAUAUUCCAAAUUUCUCACAGAAUUCUCACCAGGUCCAAGUCAGGCAGUCACUUUAUUCCAGCAUACAAACAAAAGAACAGGCACAUAGGUUCACAAGGUGAUGGUGUUUCAAACUGACCCAAACCCAUGUCACCAGCUACUAUAUAAAACUUUACAUUCCAAGACUUUAUAAAAUUGUGAUUCUGCCAGAGAAUAGUUUUCAGAAUGUUAAAUUAUCCUUUGAGUGUGAAACAGAAAUAACCCGCUCCGGUUUUUAAAAUCACCUCUAGUUUUUAAACUCAUUAGAAAUUUCUUGUAUUUUCAACUUUCCAAUUACC
Molecule: messenger RNA, 5170 nt
Organism: Passer domesticus (house sparrow)
Lineage: Eukaryota; Metazoa; Chordata; Aves; Passeriformes; Passeridae
Gene: SAMD7
Product: sterile alpha motif domain containing 7
Exons: 8
Coding region: 235-1866 (543 amino acids)
Biological process (GO): negative regulation of DNA-templated transcription
Cellular component (GO): nucleus
Molecular function (GO): histone binding; chromatin binding
Source: RefSeq, a predicted model, not a curated record